Messenger RNA from Vicia faba (fava bean), 921 nucleotides. The record is from the annotation of a GenBank genome assembly. Lineage: Eukaryota; Viridiplantae; Streptophyta; Magnoliopsida; Fabales; Fabaceae.
AUGGGUGGAAGUUCUAUUGUUUCCGUGAAUGAUUGGGAGUUUGCUUCUCCGCCUAAUAAUGUCAAGACAUUGGUUUUGUUUGGGCAAACCAACAAUGGCAAGAGUGCAACUGGUAACACUAUUCUUGGAAAAAAGGUUUUCAAGACAAAGACAAGCUCCUCCAGUAUCACCACCUCUUGUGAAAUACAGACAAUUGUGAUGAAUGAUGGACAAGUCAUUAAUGUUAUUGAUAGUCCAAAAUUAUUUGAUCUUUCUGCUAAAUCUAUUGGGGAAGAAAUACUCAAAUGCAUUGGUUUAGCUAAGGAUGGGAUCCAUUCCAUCAUUGUAGUGUUGUCUAUUAAAACACUCUUUAGUGUCGAAGAAGAAAAUGCUCUACGUAGCUUGCAGAUAUUGUUUGGAAGCAAAAUUGUUGACUAUAUGAUUGUGGUCUUUACCAAUGGAGAUGCAUUGGAAAAUGAUGAUCUGACGCUAGACGAUGAUUAUUUAGGCCAUAAAUGUCCUGAACCUUUAAAGGCAAUUAUUUCAUUAUGUCAUAAUCGAUAUGUGCUUUUUGAUAACAUUAUAAAGGAUAAAGAGAAUAGAUUCAAACAAGUUCAACAACUACUCUCUUUGGUAAACCAGCUUUAUGGAAAUUUCAGUCAGAAACAUGUAGUGCACAAUUGGAUAGAAAGACUGAGGCUUUGGCUAAAGAAACUAUCAGUAUUUCAAAAGUCACUGCUCCAUAAUGACAAUGCUUUGGAUGAGAAAAUAGGUGUAAACCAAGUACCAAAUGAAAAACUCCCUAAAAUUUUAGAGGAGAUGAGGGAGAAUGGUUGUUCUCCUAAUGUUGUGACUUAUACUAUUAUGUUGCUCGGUUACGAUAAAGCAGGAAAAUUGAGAAAAGCUUUGGAGGCAUAUGAAAGAAUGAAGAAUGAGGAAUGA